This is a messenger RNA of Amoebophrya sp. A25, 373 nucleotides long. NCBI's taxonomy places the organism in Eukaryota, Dinophyceae, Syndiniales, Amoebophryaceae. The record is from the annotation of a GenBank genome assembly.
AUGAAAGCGAAAGUACCCAGACGGACUUUGUCGCAGCAAACAUCUUCGUUAGAUCUCAGUCAUCUCCCACUUCACAGAGUAGAAAAAUUUGAAAUUACUUUUUCAAACAUGUUGUUGUCAGUCUCCACUUUGACUCCCUCCAAUUGGCAGAAGCUUUCUACCCUACCGCUUCAUGGCUAUGCUUGUGUUAUAAGGCUACUUACCCUAAACCCUAAACUUCACAGGCAUCCUGACACCGUUUUGAAGGGGGAAAAAGUUCCAGGAUGCGUGGCGAGAUCAUGGGUUUCCGGUAGCUCUAAUUGUAGUCCACGGAAACGGCGACGCGGCUCAAAACGCAGUUGUUGGAGAUCUGAUAGCGGAGAAUGCGAUGUAG